This is a messenger RNA of Suillus bovinus, 2188 nucleotides long. RefSeq lists its product as uncharacterized. NCBI's taxonomy places the organism in Eukaryota, Fungi, Basidiomycota, Agaricomycetes, Boletales, Suillaceae. The record is from RefSeq and is a predicted model, not a curated record. The transcript is spliced from 9 exons. Gene Ontology annotation, molecular function: oxidoreductase activity. Bases 204 to 1724 code for a protein of 506 amino acids.
UAUCACUGCCAUCGAAUUUCCUUCGAAUUCUCGUUAUUUAUGUCAUUUUUUUACUAACAUUAUCAUAGUAUCCGGUUACUCGCUUCCAGCUGUGCCAAAAACGUCUAAAUAUUAUCCGGGUCUCCAGCGUCACAUCUUUCCCCGCUGUUAUAAAUGUCUCGGAUUCAUCAAUCGGAUCAGGCGUGUCUUCACCCAUCACGGAGAUGCGUCAAGUCCACCUCGCCUUGCUCCUUGGCUUUGUUGCUUUCGCCACAGCUGUGCCAUCACCCUCCACUGCUCAUAAUAACCACCGCUCAACCAAAGAUCCCAAAGUCCUAAUUCUUGGAGGAGGCGUUGCUGGCGUUAUUGCCGCGCGCACAUUGCACCGCAAGGGUAUCGACGACUUUUUGAUCGUCGAAGCACGUGAUGAACUAGGCGGAAGGAUGCAGAAUUAUACCAUCGGCAUCCCUGGAAAGCAGUACACUGUCGAACUCGGUCCUAAUUGGAUCCAGGGAACGCAGACUGGCAAUGGGACAGCUAACCCCAUUCUGACGCUCGCUCGAAAGCACCACGUUAAGAACCAGUAUAAUGAUCUUGAUGGCAGUAUCACGACUUACGACUAUGACGGGUUUAAAGACUAUCGUAACCUCUUGGACACAUCAGUCGAUCAAUUCAGCCAAGUCGGAGCUGUUGCAGGGGAACGCGUCAAGACGCAGCAGGUUGACCUCAGCCUUCAAAGCGCGUACGGCAUCACCGGCGCAACUCCAAAGAACAUGUAUGAAGCAGCUUGCCAGUAUUAUGAAGUCGACUGGGAGUCCCCAGACCAGAAUUCGUGGAUAGCAUCAGCUUGGAACAACAAUUUUACCUUUGACGUCGAUAUGGGGGGCUUCUCGGAUGAAAACAAUCUCUGCAUUGACCAGCGUGGCUUCAAAACUAUCAUCCAGGCCGAAGCUGCAGAUUUUCUUCAACCUGAGCAAGUCUCCCUGAAUUCCGUUGUCACGACGAUUGCAUACAGUGGGGAUGGAGUGACGGUCACACUGAAAGAUGGUUCUACUCUCACCGCGGACUACGUGCUUUGCACGUUUAGUCUUGGAGUACUACAAUAUGGUGAUAUCGCAUUUGAACCUGCUCUUCCUUCGUGGAAGAUUGAGGCCAUUCAGAGCAUGGUCAUGGCCACGUACACCAAAAUAUUCUUGCAAUUCAAGGAAAAGUUCUGGUUUGAUACCGAGAUGGCCAUAUACGCAGACAAGGAACGGGGACGGUAUCCGAUCUGGCAGAGUCUUGACCACGUCAAAUUUUUCCCUGGUUCUGGUCUCGUCUUUGUGACCGUCACCGGUGAUUUCUCACUGCGCAUCGAGGGCAUGCAAGAUUCAGAUGUUCAAGAGGAAGUCAUGGAAGUCCUCCGAUCCAUGUACCCCAACAUUACUGUUCCUGAUCCUGUCGCAUUCCACUUCAAACGCUGGCAUGCGGACCCUCUCUUCCGUGGCUCAUACUCCAACUGGCCCCCCUCUUUCCUUCCCGGUCACUCAGAAAAUCUGAGGGCUACUGUAGACAAGAGGCUCUGGUUUGCGGGCGAAGCUACAAGCUUGAAGUAUUAUGGUUUCCUUCAUGGUGCGUAUUUUGAGGGGUUGAACGCUGGGAAAGAGAUCGCUAAGUGCGUUGAGGGCCCUGCAUGCACUGGGCGGGAGCAUUUGAACAGUGUGCUUGAUGCUUCCCCUUAUCCGUUCGUUUCUAUCACGCCUUAAGUGCCUACAGUAAAGCUUUGCUGUCGCAAUGUUUAGUAUCGUAUUCGAGCACCGCAGUUAUCAACAACCCUCUUCAUUCGUCUCAUCACCCAGUCCGAAAGGAAUGAAGAUGAUCGUUUCCUUUACAGUGGUUCACAAGCCUGAUAGCGACGGACCCAUGGCCUGCAUGCACCUUCACGACCCGUGAUCACUUGCAGAAUGUUUUGUGACAGGGUUCCACCUGUCAGUCACUAGCACCGGUCAAGAUUGGAAUGACAUCAUCCUUGCAGUACUUGUGAGACAUGACAGUCCCGCCCGGAAUCGGAUCGUCGGAUGUGUCACAGUUGUAAAUUCUUCCGUCGUCUGCAGUGCAUGUAUAAAAGCUGCCAUCUACCAACACUGCUACUUCAUUUCCCUCCACUUCAUUUGCUUUACUCGCUUUACGUUGAACUCCACGCUGCAUCACAAGCACUCGAUGAGACGAC